Messenger RNA from Megalops cyprinoides (Indo-Pacific tarpon), 2046 nucleotides. RefSeq names its product protein mono-ADP-ribosyltransferase PARP12-like. NCBI's taxonomy places the organism in Eukaryota, Metazoa, Chordata, Actinopteri, Elopiformes, Megalopidae. Bases 61 to 2046 code for a protein of 661 amino acids. Gene Ontology annotation, molecular function: metal ion binding; NAD+ poly-ADP-ribosyltransferase activity. The transcript has 12 exons. The record is from RefSeq and is a predicted model, not a curated record.
GUUCAGACGAAGAAAAUCCAGAACUACCGAGGAAGUGCAUCCGUCAGAACCAUCAGCAAAAUGGCAACUGCAGUCUCCAACUUUAUCACCAAGAUCCUCUGUGAAAAUCAGGGACGUUUGGACUACAAGCAGCUUUACCAGAAAAUCCGCCAAACCGUCACUGUAGUCGAUUCAUUGCUUUUCGACGUUCUGAGUGACCGCAGUAAAUUUGUCAUUACUGAAGGUAAACAAAAGGCAGCGAGCCGUGCUCUGGGCGCAGACAGCGUUAUCGUUGCAAAGACUUCCCUUAGACUCUGUCAAAAACUUCCGAAUGACUGUAACAACUGCGGCGAUCUACACCUGUGCAGAUAUUUUGUGUGUGGUAACUGCAAGUACAGGAACAAGUGUAAAAACUCCCAUGACUUGGACUCUGCCUACAACAGAGGGGUACUGAGAGCAGUGGGUCUGCAGGAGCUGGGGGAGGCAGCAUUGUUUUGUCUGCUGCUGCAGAAUGACUCCUACCUGCUGCCUGAGAUCUGCUCGCAUUACAACAAGGGCAAUGGAGAGCACGGCUCGUGCAGGUACAAGGAGGGCUGCACCAACCUGCAUGUCUGCCAGCACUUCCUGCAAGGAGACUGCAAGUUUGGCGCUGCCUGCAAGCGGUCCCACACCUUCGGCCCAAACACCAUGAAGAUCCUGUCCGGCAGGGGCGUCAGCCCGGAGAACAUGCGUAUCUUGCACGAGAUUUACAAGAACAGAUUCGCCAUCGCCCACCACGCUGAGAAACCAGCGGGGUCUCCUCCAGCACCGCCACCAGCACCAGCAGUGAAAGAGCGUUCCCGAAAACCGUCUAGCAACUCCAUCAGUGAGGCAGACAGCAACGAGAUCUGCCUCUUCUUCAUCCGCAGACACUGCAGCUUCAAAGAGAAGUGCGUCCGAGUGCACUACCACCUGCCUUAUAGGUGGCAGGUUUUAAGCAGUGAUGGAAGCACCUGGAAGGACCUUCCCAACAUGGAGGACAUCGAAAAGGCCUACUGUAACCCCAAAAACAGCAAGAGCCAGGGGAGCCCCCCGGUGGACUUCCUCACCAUGACAUUUGGAGCUUGGAAAGUCCGCCGCCUCUCCACGGCCUCCGCCGUCACCAAGCCGCCCCACUACAUCCUGACCACCGAGUGGCUGUGGUACUGGCAGGAUGAGCAUGGGACGUGGUCCGAGUAUGGUCAAGAGGCUAAUGGAAAGACUGCAUCCUCCAUCACAUCGCAAAGCCUAGAGAACGUCUAUCUGGCAGAUGUGGACAAAGAAGUCCAGUUCAGUGCUGGCAAUCAGCAUUAUGUUCUCAACUUUAAAGACAUGUUUCAACAGAACUGCAAAUAUAACACCAAGAGAGAGAUUCGGAGGAGGCCACGAUUUCUCUCAGCCCAGGAGGUGGAGAAGAAGUUGAAGAAAGAGACGCCGGAGACUUCCAGCUCUACGGCUGUGUGUGUUCCUCAGCACUGGGACAAGGCAGCCCUGCCUGAUUUCACUUACAAGCUCGUUACCCUGUCCAGCUCCACGAUGGAAUACAGACAGGUGGAGCAGCUGUUCAAGCAGACCAUGCCUGCAAGCACCAUCCACAGCAUCCAGAGAGUGCAGAACCCGUCCCUGUGGAGAGUCUUCCAGUGGCAGAAGGAGCAGAUGCAGAAGAAGAACGGCGGGAAGGCGGUGGACGAGCGGCUCCUGUUCCACGGCACGGAGCAGUCUCUCAUCGCGGCCAUCUGCGAGCAGAACUUCGACUGGAGGAUCUGUGGAGUCCACGGGACCAUGUACGGCAAAGGAAGCUACUUUGCCAGGGAUGCUGCGUACUCUGACAGAUACACCAGGUCCAACAGCAAAACCAAGAGCAUGUUUGUGGUGCUGGUUCUGGUUGGGGAGUUCACAAGAGGAGCAACCAGCUACCUACGUCCCCCUGAGAAAGGGACCAACCAGGGCUUCUAUGACAGUUGUGUUGACUCUAAGACAAAUCCUACCAUUUUUGUCGUCUUUGAGAAGCACCAGAUUUAUCCUGAGUUUAUCAUUGAAUACAGCUAG